AUGUUAAGUGCUGUUAGACGUUGUUACAAUCUAAAGCCAACAGUUCCUAGUGUCAGAUAUUUCUGUAGCAAGAAUGUAACGGCGGGAUCCAAAUUUUCCAGCCACUCUUUUGAGGAUUUCAUACACAAACGCCAAGAGGAGGCAACACGCAGUGUCAUAGUACAAGUCAGUUCGGAACGAUCAUUUCCAGAGUUAUACAACUAUUGUCGAGAUUAUGGCAACAUAACAGCAGCCUUUCAUUAUUGUGUUAGGCAUGAUGAUGUGCAGCAUUAUAUCCUGCUGGAAUAUGAAAAUGCCCAACAAGCCUCCGAGGCCAUAGAUUCAGCGGCAUAUAAUGAAGACCUCACCGGUGUGCCAGUGCGUUCCCCAUUUCUGUGGUUUCGGGCCACCGGACGUAAGACAGUACAACGUGACACAGUGUCGGGAAGUAAAACCCAACUGGCCGCCCUGGAUGGCAUUCGCAUAAUGGACCAAGAAGCCUUAGUGGCCGUGCUCAAAGAAGCCGAAGAUAUCGAAAAACAAAUAUCUCUACUCUAUGAAAAUACCAAAUUAAAUGAUUUGGGUAUACGUCUACGUUUCUUGGCUGCCUCACAAGUGCAGCAGGCCAUCUCUGGAAUGUUCCCUUUGGCAAGGGCCCUACCAUUUGGUUCAUCGGUAAAUGGUUUUGGUAAAAAUGGUUGUGAUUUAGAUUUGAUUCUGCGACUUGAUGAAGAAUGUAAGGGUCCGGAUACGAAAAAACGUCCCGAAUCACGUUUGGUAUUUCACACCAAAGAGAAUUUAACAAAUGGCCGUUCCCAAACGCAGCGGCAAAUGGAAAGUAUUGGUGAUAUGUUGCAUUUAUUUUUGCCUGGCGUUUGUCAUGUGCGAAGGAUAUUGCAGGCCCGUGUACCCAUUAUAAAAUAUCAUCAUGAACAUUUAAAUUUGGAGAUAGAUUUGUCAAUGAGUAAUCUCUCCGGUUUCUAUAUGUCCGAGUUACUCUUCAUGUUCGGUGAAUUUGAUGAACGUGUACGCCCGCUAAUCUUCUGCAUCAGACGAUGGGCACAAUCAUGUGGUCUAACUAAUCCCUCACCAGGACGAUGGAUUUCAAAUUUCUCCCUAACCUGUUUGGUUAUCUUCUUUUUACAGCAAACCAAACAGCCCAUUCUACCCUCAAUUAAUAACCUCAUAAAAUCUGCCUCCAGCGAAGAUGUUCGUAUUACCGAAGACGGUAUAAAUUGUACAUUUGCCCGCAACUUUGAGGCCAUUGGGUUUUCAAGUAAAAACAACAACAAAAUCAGUGAUUUGUUAUUGCAAUUUUUUGAAUUCUAUUCACAAUUUGAUUUUCAAAAUAAGGCCAUAUCGUUGAAUGAGGGUAGAGCGGUUUCCAAACCCGAUCACUCGGCAUUGUAUAUUGUCAACCCCUUGGAACAAUUGCUAAAUGUUAGUAAAAAUGUAAGCCUUGAGGAAUGUGAACGCUUGAGGAUAGAGGUACGAAAUGCAGCCUGGGUAUUGGAAUCGGAAGUGGAAAAUUAUCAACACACGGGAGUGGAUAAGUCUCAAGAACCCUGGGGUCUUUUGAAUUUAUUUAAAACAGCGGAUAAGAAUAUCAUAAGGCCAAAUAUGUUCUUUAAGCCACGCAUUUUGGAAGUUAGUGAAUUAUUUGAUAAUUCGGAAUCAUCGAACCAAAGCCCAGCUAAUCAACAAAAAGCCUCUACAAAUAAUACCGCCACAGCAACGGGUUUGGUUUUUAAAAAUGGCCAUGUUAAAAAUCAAGUGGAGAGCAUAAAAUCGACGGUACGGCAAGAUUUAAAACAAAUGAGACUAAAUUCUACAACGGGUGUCCAGUCAUCAACGAAAUCCUCCUCGACAUCUUCGGCGGGUUCUAAUAAAUCCUCCAAACGCAGCAGAUGA
Musca vetustissima is the source of this 1890-nucleotide messenger RNA. It is a transcript of the gene MTPAP, whose product is annotated as poly(A) RNA polymerase, mitochondrial. Lineage: Eukaryota; Metazoa; Arthropoda; Insecta; Diptera; Muscidae. Gene Ontology annotation, biological process: mitochondrial mRNA polyadenylation. The record is from RefSeq and is a predicted model, not a curated record. Gene Ontology annotation, molecular function: poly(A) RNA polymerase activity. The transcript has 3 exons. Bases 1 to 1890 code for a protein of 629 amino acids.